This is a messenger RNA of Aureobasidium subglaciale EXF-2481, 1040 nucleotides long. RefSeq lists its product as uncharacterized. The transcript has a single exon. The coding region runs from base 200 to 646 and encodes 148 amino acids. The record is from RefSeq and is a predicted model, not a curated record. Lineage: Eukaryota; Fungi; Ascomycota; Dothideomycetes; Dothideales; Saccotheciaceae.
GGAAGGUAAGCACCCUUCGUGCCGCUUCUUACUGGCUGAUGCAAGGCAGGAGCGCUCUCAACAUAAAAGGGAACGCUCCUGCCUGUCCUUACUCACAAUAUUACUCUCUCCAUCUACAGCAGAGAACCUCAAGUGAUCGUCCACAUCAAUCUUUCUACGACCAACCUCAUCACUCGAUUCCUGAUCUAUCAUCAUCAUCAUGCACUUCUUCGCUCUCACAUCAGCCAUCUUCGUUGCCGUGGCUAGCCCUGUAUUGGCAGCCUUCGCGACAGUCCAGAACAACUGUGCCGAGCCUGUCUGGAUCACCAUCACCAAUACGACUUUUCAGCCCGUCCAAUAUCAAAUUGCAACCAACGGGACCUACACGCAGUGGCGCGUUGGCACUGGCAAUGCCUAUGGGUUGAGCAAGACAUCGGCCUACUUUUCCACAUCCACACCCAAGUUCACUCUCGGCUUCAGCGACUCCCCCCAGGAUUCACUGCUCUACUGGUCAGUCAUCAACGCCAACGGUGAUCCGUUUGCUGGUGAAGCUUGGCGCAUCUCGCUGUCUGAUCCCGCUUGUACUCCCAACCCCCUUACCGGUUACGACGGAGGCAAAAUCCACGCUUGCGGAGUCGCCAACAAUCUCACUGUAACUCUCUGCUAGGUGCCCGUGGUUCUGCCAGUCCUGGGAGAUUGGCGUUGGUAUCAUGUGCCUACCGGGUUGUUGAAGGUGUUCUAUUCGGCUUUAGGUUGGUUAGGGUACCUAUUCGUCUGAGCCGCAGCCCACGGACCGGGUGAUACAAGUCCUCCUCUGUAGUGGUAUCGUUUCGCACAUCUUCACUCCUUGGUACAUCCUACAUCACGUUCGAACACUCAGAUAUUUGCUAUUAUGAUAUCACAACAUGAAGACAGAAUGCAUUCAUGACCACGAUGUAAGCAAUAUGUUGAGGUACAACAUAAUGAAUGUUGGAGGAAGGACAUUAUCUACACCUUUUCUUAAGGAGGACCAAAAGACCAUAUGCCAAAACACGGUACACCGUGCCAAUGACAAGAAUCAG